ACUGCGACGCUGUAUGAUUGGCAUUGCUUACAGAUUGAUUAACAGUGUCAUAACACUAGUAGAGCAGAGUGAGAUCGCUUUGUGCAGAAUGUCUGCUCCUUUGAGGUUCGACGGGAGAGUGGUCCUGGUGACAGGGGCUGGAGGAGGACUGGGAAGAGAAUAUGCCCUGGCUUUUGCAGAGAGAGGAGCUUCUGUUGUUGUGAAUGACCUUGGAGGUAGCACGAAAGGAGAAGGCAGAAGUACUUCAGCUGCUGACAAAGUUGUUGAUGAAAUCAGAGCUAAAGGAGGAAAAGCUGUAGCUAACUAUGACUCAGUGGAAGAUGGUGAACGAUUGAUUCAGACAGCUUUGGAUGCAUUUGGAAGAAUAGAUAUUCUUGUUAACAAUGCUGGGAUUCUGCGAGACCGCUCUUUUCCAAGAACUAGCGACUUAGAUUGGGAUUUAAUUCACAGAAUUCAUCUGAGGGCCUCCUUCAUGGUUACACGAGCUGCAUGGAAUCAUAUGAAAAAUCAGAAAUUUGGAAGAAUAAUCAUGACAUCAUCAGCUGCUGGAAUAUAUGGAAACUUUGGUCAAGCUAACUACAGUGCAGCAAAGCUUGGCGUUUUGGGCCUAGCUAACGUAUUAGCGAUUGAAGGAAGAAAGUACAACAUACACUGCAAUACUAUUGCACCAACUGCUGGAUCAAGAUUGACUAAAGAAGUCUUGCCUCCAGAUCUUGUAGAGUCCUUUAAAGCUGAAUAUGUGGCUCCAGUUGUCCUUUGGUUAUGCCAUGAAAGCUGCAAGGAAAAUGGAAGUGUGUUUGAGGUGGGAGCUGGAUGGAUUGGUAAAUUACGUUGGGAGCGAACACAGGGACGUAUUGUAAGGAAGAAAAAUGAACCAAUGACUCCAGAGGCUGUUCAAGAAAAAUGGGAAGAAAUUUGUGACUUUGAAAAUGCAGUUAAACCCCAAAAUAUACAAGACUCAGUUGGUAUUCUGGUAGAUGUUCUGGCAAAAAUAGAUAAGGAGCAAGAUGUUUCUGCUAAUAAAACAAGUGCCUUCGCAUAUAAGCAUUCAGACAUCAAUCCAGACCAAGCAAUUGGUAAGGUUUUGCCAAAGAUGAAUUUCACAUAUUCCUCAAUUCAGAGUAUUUUAUAUGCCCUUGGAGUAGGUAUGUCAACUAAGGAACCAGAUCAUCUGAAAUUUCUUUAUGAAAGGCAUGAGGAGUUCAGUUGUUUUCCCACUUUUGGAGUUAUACCCUCCCAGGCUUCUAUGAUGAAUGGAGGGCUUUCUGAUAUUCCUGGGUUGCAGAUUGAUAUGUCGAGGUUACUUCAUGGUGAGCAAUAUCUGGAACUCUAUAGACCUUUGCCAACAUCAGGCACACUAACCUCUCAAACUACAGUUGUAGAUAUUCUUGACAAAGGUUCUGGUGCUGUUAUCCUCUUAGAUGUUCAUACAUAUGAUGGGGAAAAUUUGCUUUGCUACAACCAGUAUUCUUUGUUUAUAGUGGGUGCUGGUGGAUUUGGAGGGAAAAGAACAUCAGAAAAAGCAAAGGGUACAGUAAAGCCACCUAACAGAGCCCCAGAUGCUGUUGUGACUGAUGUAACAAGCCAGGAUCAGGCUGCCUUAUACCGGCUCAGUGGGGAUUGGAAUCCGUUACACAUUGAUCCCAAUUUUGCAGCUAUGGCAGGUUUUGACAAGCCUAUUCUACAUGGAUUAUGUUCCUUCGGCUAUGCUGCCAGACAUGUUCUAAAGCAAUAUGCAGACAAUGACAUCUUAAAAUUUAAAGCAAUUAAGGUUCGCUUUAUGAAGCCAGUCAUUCCAGGUCAGUCACUUCAGACUGAGAUGUGGCAAGAAGGAAGCAGAAUACAUUUUCAGAUGAAGGUAAAAGAGACUAACCAAAUUGUUCUUGGUGAUUCAUAUGUGGACCUUUGCGAUGUACCAGUAACUUCACCUUCUAAGAAGCAACAGAAGGCUCUUCAAAGUGACCUAAUUUUUGCAGAAAUUGGCCGUCGCAUUAAAGAUGUUGGUAAAGAACUUGUAAAGAAGGUCAAUGCUGUAUUUCAGUGGGAGAUAACUAAAGAUGGCAUAACAGCAUCACAGUGGACUAUUGACCUGAAGAAUGGCUCAGGGUCAUUAUAUAAAGGACUUGCACAAAAUAAAGCGGAUGUGACAUUUAGCCUAUCAGAUGAAGACUUCAUGGAAGUAGUUCAUGGAAAGCUUAAUCCUCAGAAGGCUUUCUUUGCUGGGAAACUUAAAGUAAAGGGGAAUAUUAUGCUCAGUCAAAAACUGGAAACUAUCCUGAAAGACUAUGCAAAGCUGUAAGAAUAAAUUUGGAUUUUCAAUUAGAUGACAUCGGACAACAACUUCAACUGCGACCAAUUUCUUUGUUUAAAAUAGUUCCAGUAUAAGGAAUUCUGACAGCAUUUUUGAUUAAUAAUCUAAUUUGUAAAAUUAAUUCUGAACAUGGAUUCCUGUUUCUCAUAGUGUAAAGCUUGUUGACAUGAUCUGAAUCUUAACAGACAGUACUCUUUGAGAUGCAUGAAUUGCUCAGUAUACUGUAAGUUAGGAGUAGAUAUCCUCUCAUUAAACAAUAAAGGAUAUUGUUAUCGGAAUUGUCAUGACAAUGCAUUUAAUUCAUACAAUGCAAUGUCAUCUCCAGUUAAUUUAAUGCUGUAAUAUCUAACUGUAUUUUAAGUAAUUCAUAAUAAUUUUCUCACAUAACUAUAAUACAGUAAUAAUAGCUUAUUUGGGUAGGUGCUAAAUGAUUCACUUACAUUAAAACUAUAUUUAAAUUUUAAAGUUAAAACUGUACUAACUUACAAAUGACUAUUAAUUUUACCUUUUCUCCAAAAGCUUACUCAAAAGAAGUUGUUAUAUUAUUAUGUGUAUAGGUUCUACUUACAAAACUGUGAUUUAAUACCGGUUAAACAAAUUAUUAUUGUAACUAAAUUACUGUACCUUGAAUGAAAAGCUGUGUGCAAUUUUUUAUUAGGAAUAAACAAUCUCUUCAAAUUUUGGUUAUUCUUGAA
This is a messenger RNA of Polypterus senegalus (gray bichir), 3006 nucleotides long. RefSeq names its product hydroxysteroid (17-beta) dehydrogenase 4 (gene hsd17b4). Gene Ontology annotation, molecular function: oxidoreductase activity. The record is from RefSeq and is a predicted model, not a curated record. Lineage: Eukaryota; Metazoa; Chordata; Cladistia; Polypteriformes; Polypteridae. Bases 14 to 2299 code for a protein of 761 amino acids. The transcript has 24 exons.